Molecule: messenger RNA, 1613 nt
Organism: Sclerotinia trifoliorum
Lineage: Eukaryota; Fungi; Ascomycota; Leotiomycetes; Helotiales; Sclerotiniaceae
Source: the annotation of a GenBank genome assembly
GAUAUGUUACCUUUCCGUAAGUAUUAAGCACAUUCUUUUCUUUCCAUUUCUUAUCAUAGACAAUUCAGAACAACUACAUCAGUCAUUUUAAAGUUUACAAAAUCUUAACUUUGCAAUUCUUUUCAUUCGUUCGUUGUCUUUUCCGAAAAUUCCGUGAAGGUCACAAAAACAUACGUAUCUGCCCCAUGGCGAGCGCAUAAACUAUUUCUAUCUAUUAAACAUGCCGGAGUUCAAUGCAUUCAAAGAUGAAGAGAUCAAAGAGACCGAACAUCAUAACCAUUUAGGCCAUCUAGGACAUCAUGAUGGAGGAUCAAAUACACAAUUAGAGAAUGAAGAAAUGCGGAAUGCACAAGAUGUGCUGGACACCAACACGCCACCUCAGCCGCCAGAAUCAUCAACGCACAAUCUUCAAACACCGAGUCAAAUUUCAUCACCUUCACAAACAUUCGGGAUAAGAGAACCAUUACCUCCUUUACAUACACCACAUCGGAGGAGGAAAACGAUAUUAUGGGUUGGACUUAUCCUCGUGACGCUUGACCUUGCUUGCCUUCCAAUUACAUAUUACUAUGCAUUGAGUUUUGGCACAGGGCUGAAGUUACAAGAUAGUAAGCCCUUAUUCAUUAUUUCUACCCAUCGUUUCACCAGUUUUAAUCAUAUACACUUAGUCUUCGCUAUUAUAACAAGUGUAUAUGGAAUGAUUAGUUUCUCCCAUUACGCUUUUCGAUCGCUGAAACUCUUUCGCGCGAAAACAGCGACAAGAUGGAGACCAGUAGGAUGGACUAAAUGGGGAAUGGUAAGCUAUUGGAGUCAAUCAAUGGUUUGAAUUCGUCGCUAAUAAAUUUUCAGCUUGAGUUCCUCCAUAUCAACUUCAUGAUUGCCAUUACCUUCGUAGAAAUAGAACUAAUAAUAGGAACCAUUCCGUCCCACCCAUGGGUGCGCUUAUGCGCUAUGCCUUCCCCUACGAUAUGCUACUGGUUCGGAUUCAUGUUUUUAUACUCUGCGAUUCAAACAAUGCGAAAAAAGACACUGCCGUUCAACAUGUCGUCGACAGCGAAGGGGACGACAUGGCGACCUGCAAUAUUAGCCAUCAUCGAAGAUGCCGGCGGAGUAGAAGGUCAAGGAGGAGUCGUAUAUCGAAGCAACGUAAUGAGGAGAUACGAAGUCAGUCCGAUAUUCCGACGGAUGAUGAUGGUCCUAACCUGGUUUUGGGGCAUUGGUCUCGUCUGCAUUGCCAUCAUUUCAACAGUCAUCAUAAUGACGUUACCCGAAAAUAUCGGUUUCGGAGUCGGGUGGGGAUUGCCAUAUAUUUUCGGUUUCGUUUGGGUUUGCCUCACGAUGGUAUUUGUGAAGAUGCAACUGCGGAAGGAAAAGAGCCAUUGGGAGACGAAAGAUUCUAGCGAGGGGCAGGCGGUUGCGGAAUAUGCUUGAGCGAGCGAGAAACAUUUGUAUAUUUAUUGUUAGAUACCAUGAUGCAUUCAUAGAACAUUUUUUUUAGGCAUCUUUCAUCCUCUCAUCCAUCCUUCAUCUGUCUUGUAAUAUUAUCUCACUCCCAGUGAAGGGAAUGCCCCAAGCUCUUAAAACGCCAACCUUUAUUCACGAGAUUCUCGUCCCGU